ACACAAACCAUUAGACUAUAAACGGCGACGUAGUGCCUUCGAGAUACAAAGAUAAGUACCAGCAGAAACCUUCAGUGCUAGGGAAAAUUGCUGAUGGCGCCAGGAACAAGCCCUAGAAAUCAAAUUUGGGGAUUAGCUGAAUAGCGGAAUGAGUGAAGAAAAGAAUAAGAUGCAUGGAGGAGUGGGGGAAGAUAACCCUGAUGCUCCAAAACGUGUUGCUAGGAAGGUGAGGUUUCAGCCGAAAGUUCCUGCUCGGAAAAUCCCAAAACCAGCCGUCCCUAAAAUUGAUGUCCCUUCAGAAGCUGAAUUGGAGGAGAAGUUGAGAUUUGCCAACAGGACUUUGGAUUUGGGAAGAAAGCCCAAGACUGAGAAGAAAUAUGAAGAUAUUGAGUCUGACUUAACUAAGAAACCUACAUCAACAACCAUCAAGUCGUUUGGUUUGAGGAGUUGUACUAGUGAAAGCAGUGAAAUGAAAUCUCUAGAUAUCGUCCCAUUUGAAGGCGCUCCCUCACAUGAUUCCACUUCUAGGGCUCUUGUUGAACCGAAGAAAAUCAAACAAUACAAGGAACCCUGGAGCCAGUAUAGUAACUAUCCAGUUACCCUUCCUCUAAGGAGGCCCUACGCGGGUGACCCAAAAAUUCUGGAUGAGGAGGAAUUUGGGAAGGCAGGGGAUAACAAGGAAUAUGACGAAACAGCAAUAAAUGCUGCUGCAGAACUAGGCCUGAUGGAGGAAAGUAAUGAAACAAACAUGAUAUUUCUUCAGCUACCUCCUUCUUUACCUGCCUUUAAGCGCUCUGCUAGUGCCGUGGGAAAAGAGAUUGCUGGCAACAAGAGAACGAAUACCUGUAGUUUGGAGGAGUUGCGAUCGGGAUUCAUGGGGAAAAUGCUUGUAUACAAGAGUGGUGCUGUCAAAUUAAAGCUUGGUGACAACCUUUUCCAUGUGUUUCCUGGUUCCGGUGUGUGUGCUGAGAGUGUCGCAGCCAUUGAUACAAAAGGAAAGCGCUGUAACGUAGUCGGAGAUAUCACCAGGCGUGCUGUUCUGACCCCAGAUAUUGAUUCUAUUGCUCCCUUAAAUAGUAUCAUCAACUUAGACUAAUAUCUCGAAAUCUAAAAAACAAGAUGGCAUGCUGAAUAUGUUUUGCAACUCUGCAAUCAAUCAAUCCCAUGAAAAGCAUCUGACGGACAGAGUAACAUGCCAUCCACAAUGUGAACGUUGUUGUAUAGGUAAAUACCUAACUAUGAGACAGUGGCACUCAACUGACGAUGAGACAGUGAUUCGAGGAUUUUUCCUUCUGUAGUUGUGUGUACUAACUAGCUGUAUUAGUUCUAUUUUCUAUUCUGAUUUGAAAGAACAAGCUGCUUUUUUUGUUGUCGUCGUUGCCCGCCGCUGUGUUGAAUUGAACAGAUAGUCUUCUGAAGGAUUUGUCUGAUUUGGCAUCAUCAGUGCCUUAUUAUUGUUUCUGUUGCA
This is a messenger RNA of Papaver somniferum (opium poppy), 1468 nucleotides long. Its product is annotated as DNA-directed RNA polymerase III subunit RPC4-like. The record is from RefSeq and is a predicted model, not a curated record. Bases 149 to 1096 code for a protein of 315 amino acids. Gene Ontology annotation, biological process: transcription by RNA polymerase III. NCBI's taxonomy places the organism in Eukaryota, Viridiplantae, Streptophyta, Magnoliopsida, Ranunculales, Papaveraceae. Gene Ontology annotation, cellular component: RNA polymerase III complex. Gene Ontology annotation, molecular function: DNA binding. The transcript has 11 exons.